Funneliformis mosseae is the source of this 876-nucleotide messenger RNA. The record is from the annotation of a GenBank genome assembly. Lineage: Eukaryota; Fungi; Glomeromycota; Glomeromycetes; Glomerales; Glomeraceae.
AUGAAUGAAAAAACUAGUAUCAUCCUUUUUGGACCAACUGGGCAAGGAAAAUCCUCAAUUGCUAACAUGUUGAUACAAGGUGACAUUAGUCACAAAGAAAAUAAAUUCGUAGUUAAUGAUGGUGUUGUUGGUGCGAGUGUUUCGAUACAAUGCAAUGAUACUAUGGAUAACGUGAGUUCUUAUAUAGAGCGUAAAACUAAUGAUGAAUUUAUGAUUUACGAUACGAUAAGAGUAGGUGAAGCUUGUUCUGGUAAGGUUUCGCAAAAGAAGACUGUCAAAGAGAUAAGAGAUUAUUUUAUUACUCGUCAGUUUCCGCUCAACUAUAUAGCUUUCGUUAAAAAGAAAGGCAGAAUUACCGAAGAAGAUCUUAAAAUGUUCAACUUAUUUAAAGAGAUCUUUGCGGGAAACGAGAAAAAUUUCAUUAUCAUUAUCACUCAUAGUAGUCAGAAAUGGGUCGAACAAAACUCAGAAUCAUUAAAGAAGAAUUUUAGAGAAGAUUAUCCGAUUAUUCCGGUCGAUUUUCCUUGUAGUGAAGAUGAUGAUGAUGCUGUCAUUCAACGAAACAAAAGAGUACAAAGUCAGAGCCUGCAACAUUUAACAUAUAAGCUUUCUGAAUUAAAAUACAAGAGUAUUAUUCUUCAGGUUCGUAGCCCGAUCCAGUCGACCGAGGACGACAUAGCUCAAGUCAUUUACUUCAUACCAGUAGCUGGAUCGGCAUACCAACUGAUUUCUUCUGGUGUUUAUUAUGGGGUAGGAGAGACAGAUUUGGCAAAAAAACGAUUUAAAAAUGGAGUUUUCAGGGCUGGUCUCGACUUUGUGAUGGUUAGUGUUAUUGGAAAAGUAAUAUUUUCAAAAGGAUUCGUACAUUUAUGGUAG